Molecule: messenger RNA, 396 nt
Organism: Penicillium lagena
Lineage: Eukaryota; Fungi; Ascomycota; Eurotiomycetes; Eurotiales; Aspergillaceae
Exons: 3
Coding region: 1-396 (131 amino acids)
Source: RefSeq, a predicted model, not a curated record
AUGCAGUCAGGAGACAAGGGACCAGAUCCCGAACGAUUGUCUGAAAGUGAGAAACGUCGCUUCAGCAAGUACGGAACGUUGCAGCGUGGAGGGUUAUUCGGUCAAAAGUCCAAGGAACGGACGUUUUUUGACUCUGGCGAUUUCGCUCUUUCCGCUGCUGAUCGUGUGACCGACAACGGUGCUAUUCACACAGGCAAAAUGCAUCCCCGCCGGGACAGCAUUUCACACCCUUACGCCCCUAUCCCAGCCUCUUGUAACGUUGACAAAGAUGCAAAUGAAGAUGCGAAUAGGAAGAGUGCGAGUCCGGAAAAGAGUCCUCUCCUUCAGCGAACAAAUACUGAAGAUCAACUCACAAACAAGGAAGGACAGGAGAACCCUGUCUUUCACCAAGGCUGA